Messenger RNA from Diabrotica balteata, 898 nucleotides. The record is from the annotation of a GenBank genome assembly. NCBI's taxonomy places the organism in Eukaryota, Metazoa, Arthropoda, Insecta, Coleoptera, Chrysomelidae.
AUGAACCCAAUGCACCAGUCAUAUGUUACAAUUUUAGAAAAGUGUUUCAAUAAGAAGCCGAUUUAUAUUUAUGUAAAUCCUCAUGAAGAAGGAUGCACCGCAUGGACAUGUACUGUAAAAAUAGGUGGCAUUAUAGCUAAUGGCAUUGAUUCUACAAAAAAGAAAGCCAAACAAAAGGCAGCUCAAGAAGCCCUUGUAUUGCUGGCAAACGAUAAAGCUAAAUUUCUCGAUUACUGUUCUCGCCUAAAUGAACUCGCCCAGAGUAACAGGUUAGCUUCUCCAAUAUUUACCGAUAAGCGAGAAAAGGAUGGUACAUUUACCAGUGAAUGUCGGUAUGCGGGUAAGAAAAGUAUUGGAAAAGGACCAGAUAGAAAAAUAGCAAGAAAUGAAGCUGCAAAAUUGGCUUGCGAAAUGAUAAAUCCCAAACCUUCUCCUACCAUCAAACAAGUAUUAGAUAAAUACAAUGAAAUAAUUAAAGCAAGAGAAAAAGAAAAACCAAAAAUAGAGGAGUCAAAAAUAGAGACGACACAUCCAGAACUCAAUUUUCGCAAAUUCCAGGUUGAUGUGAAUGAAACAGAUUUUUUUGAAAAAUUAAAAAGCGUCGGACAUAAUUAUGAUCCAAUAGUGCUCCAAACUGAUCCGUAUAUAUUGGCAUUGCAUUUAGGUGAGAGAGCUACAGUGCUAGGCGUCGGCAAAACCAAAGAAGAAGCAGAAGAGGACUUAAUCGCAGAAGCAGAUCUUAUAUUUUUUAGUACGGAUAUGUGAUUAUUACUGAGUAAUUUUUUACAUGUGAUCUGCAUUGUGAUCCGUUCUAUAAAGGUUUAUUUAUAUGUAUAUUGCAUCCUUAGGCAUGAGAGAGUAAUAAAAAUAAAAUACAUACAUCAAAAAUGUUCAAUGA